UCUAUCAGGUCGAUCUACCUACGAAACACCGUGGCUGGACGUUUGCGGCAUCUUGUGGCUCCCGUCCGUCCACUCCCGCCGUCACCAAACUGCCUUGUCUGCUCUCGUCAAGGCCUUGUUGCCGGUACUCAAGCUGAACCGUGUCUCAAUCUUAUCUGUUGUCCGUCCCGAAUGCGUCUACGGAUCCUUCGCGAUCACGUACUAAUCCGACGCCUCGAUAUGUCUGGACCGGAUGUUGAGGUGGCAGGUCGGGGUACCAUCAUUAUCUCGAGCGAUGACGAUGAAAUAGAUCAAGGUAGAUCAACUUGUUUUCCAUACUUUUUAAACCUAUUUUUCCAGCCAUCUUCCAUUUUUGUGCUAAUCUGA
This is a messenger RNA of Protopolystoma xenopodis, 366 nucleotides long. The record is from the annotation of a GenBank genome assembly. NCBI's taxonomy places the organism in Eukaryota, Metazoa, Platyhelminthes, Monogenea, Polystomatidea, Polystomatidae.